CGCGUCAUCCGCAUCCCUACAUGCUUCGGACUACUUCUAAAGGACGUAGUAGCUAGCAGGCGACGACUAAAACAAUAAAGAAAGUAAGAAGAGAGGUUGAGUCUGUUCAGAAAGAGAAGAGUCUUGAAAUGUAUGGGGUCCAAUUCCAUGUUCCUAUUCCACGACUUCUCUUUCCGAACAGACUCAACCUCUCUUCUGCUAAUCUCCUACAUAUACAAACUCAGAGCUUCUAUUUUCAUGCCAGCCGUAAUCUGACACCUGUCAAAGUCAACAGUCUUGAAAACAUGCUUAGGCAUCGCACAUUGGUGGGCAAAAUUUAAAAUAAUGAUUAGCAAAGGAAAAUUAGUGUUAAAAAUUAUCGUUUAUACAGGACACCAUCAAGCCAUGCUUUGGCAGACCUACGUUGCUUUGCUGACUCUCACCGUUGGUUUGGAACAUACCAUCAUGGGUCAAUACAAAUUUAAGGAGACUGCGGCGGAGCGGUUACUGUACCACGCGUGGACUAAUUUCAAUAUAAAAUACAAAAAAGUGAAAUACGUGAGACCCGAAGUGGACGAGCAGCCCUACGUUGUCGAGGACGAUGAUGAUGACGAUGUAGAGUAUGAUCAACAUGUAGACUAUUGUACUGUGGUAAACUACUGAUCACGGUCUACCAGUAGCUGGCCACUUCGCUAAAAAUACAUUGUGGUUAGGUACAGUUACUUGCGAAAUUGUAUGGAGAAAUUAUGAUAAAUUCGCCAUGCACUUUUGCAACUCACUUAUGUGUUGCAUUUGUAACACGAUAUCAUUCGAUUAUUAGACUAAACGGGAGGUCCUAGCCCAUUUCACUUCAGGAUGGAACCCUGUUGCACGCACGCACACAUCUAUCAUACAUGGUCAUAGACCAUGUUAGUGAAUAAAAUUGUAUGCUACAAAUUAAGUGACAUUUUGUUAAGUGGUCAGUUACUGUUAAAAUUUUUAUACAUAUAAUAAAAUAAAAUUAACACGUUAACUGUCUUGCUUGAAAUUGUCAACCUUACGUCUUUAUUUAAUAAGACUUUCUUCGUGACCCAUAUCAUCUUCGGGACACUGGACAGUUUACGUGUCGAAAUCGAAUUCCAUUUAAGGUAAAUAAAAUCACGAAAUCAUUGUAUCUAAGCACACAAUAUUUUGGAAUUGCUCCACAACAUGUCACGGUCAUAAAAUGUCACAUAAGGGCUAGC
Leguminivora glycinivorella is the source of this 1202-nucleotide messenger RNA. RefSeq lists its product as uncharacterized. Lineage: Eukaryota; Metazoa; Arthropoda; Insecta; Lepidoptera; Tortricidae. The transcript is spliced from 2 exons. Bases 325 to 642 code for a protein of 105 amino acids. The record is from RefSeq and is a predicted model, not a curated record.